CAAUGUCCAAUUUUAACUUGUCCCCAGAUUUAUUCGCAAUGGAAUCCAACGACUCCAUUGAGUUUGCGCCCGGGACUUGGUCGCCAGUCCCGUCUUGGGCUGUGCUGACGCAACCGUCACCCGGGACACCGCCGCCGCCGCCUCCGCCGCCGCCGUCACCUAGUUCAGUACGAUCAUCUACCGAUGAGUUUUGGGAAGACAUGACUAGCACGCUUGAACGUCAACUCGUUCAAGUGUCGACGGUCACAGUUGUCGCUGAAACGCCAUCCCCGCGCAGAUCCUCCUCCUCCUCCUCCAGUGUCGAUGUCAUCGCUGGGACACCGUCACCGCCGCCGCCAGCAACAUCCACCGGGUCUGCCAGUUCGCUUUGGUCCGACGAUGGUUGCAACGUGACGCUUAACCAAAUGCUCCUGGCGGUAGCAGACGCCGAAGAAUUGAAUUGGUGA
This is a messenger RNA of Adelges cooleyi (spruce gall adelgid), 446 nucleotides long. RefSeq lists its product as uncharacterized. The transcript is spliced from 4 exons. Bases 3 to 446 code for a protein of 147 amino acids. Lineage: Eukaryota; Metazoa; Arthropoda; Insecta; Hemiptera; Adelgidae. The record is from RefSeq and is a predicted model, not a curated record.